CAAUUUCUCAGCGGAGACCCACCGCCCAACCGCGCCAGGCCGCCCCUCUCGCUAGAAACUAAGAAUCUGCGACCGGUGGCGACCGCUAAGGAGCUGUGGUUACGGUCGCGGGCUGCCCUCCCGGGCGUCCGGAAGACUUCAUUCACUCGCGGGGCUGGCUUUCAGCAGGGCGACGAUGAUCCUGGAGGAGAGGCCAGACGGCCAGGGUGAAGGCGAGGACAGCGCGCGGCUGCAGGCGGCCGACAGCGGUCUCAAGACUCAGCACAGCUGGUUGCAGAGCCGAAGAACCUGGAUCCACCAGCAGAUCAGCAAGGAGCUUCGGAUGCGGACAGGUGCCGAGAACCUCUACAGAGCAACCAGCAACAACCAAGUCCGAGAGACAGUCGCCCUGGAGCUGAGCUAUGUCAACUCCAACCUACAGCUGCUGAAGGAGGAGCUGGAGGGGCUCAGCAGCAUGGUGGACAUGGAGCAGCCCAAGAGUGAAGGUGUCACUGUCCCCAUGAUCCCCUUGGGCCUGAAGGAGACCAAGGAGCUGGACUGGGCCACACCCCUGAAGGAGCUGAUCUCCGGUCACUUUGGAGAGGACGGAGCUGCCUACGAGGCAGAGAUCAUGGAGCUGGAGGGCCUACGGCAGGCCAUGCGGACCCCCAGCCGGGAUGAGGCGGGCCUGCAGCUGCUCGAGGCCUACUAUGACCAGCUGUGCUUCCUGGACAUGCGCUUCUUCAGCCCUGCUCGAAGCCCUGGGCUGCUCUUCCAGUGGUAUGACUCACUCACGGGGGUCCCAGCACAGCAACGGGCCCUGGCCUUUGAGAAAGGCAGUGUGCUGUUCAACAUCGGCGCCCUCCACACACAGAUCGGGGCAUGCCAGGACCGCUCCCACCCAGAGGGUGCCCACCGUGCUGCCCAGGCCUUCCAAAGGGCUGCUGGGGCCUUCAGCCUCUUGAGGGAGAACUUCUCCCACGCCCCGAGCCCAGACAUGAGCACUGCCUCUCUCUCCACAUUGGAACAGCUCAUGGCUGCACAGGCCCAGGAGUGCAUUUUUGAGGGCCUCUCACUGCCAGCCCCUGCCACCCCCCACAACUGCCUGGCCCAGGAGGCUGCCCAGGUGGCAGCUGAGUACAGGCUUGUGCACCGGGCCAUGGCCCAGCCACCUGUCCAAGACUAUGUGCCCCCAUCCUGGACCACCCUGGUGCACGUCAAGGCCGAGCACUUCCGUGCACUAGCGCACUACCAUGCUGCAGUGGCCCUCUUCGACGGCCCCCCUGCAGCUGAAGGCGAGCUCCCCCUCCCCACGCAUGAGCAGGUCUUUCAGCCCCCGCACUUCCCUGAGUCACGAGGCCCCCCUCUGCCGCAGCAGCCAGAGGAGCGCAGGAAGCUUGCCAAGGCCCACCUGAAGCACGCCAUACUGGGCCAGGAAGAGGCACUGCGGCUGCAUGCUUUGUGUCGUGUCCUGCGCACAGUGGACCUGCUACAGGCCGUAGUGGCCCAGGCGCUGCAACAUUCACUGGCCAAGUACUCAGAGCUUGAGCGUGAGGAUGACUUCUUUGAGGCCACAGAAGCCCCUGACAUCCAGCCUAAGACCCACCAGAAGCUCGAGGUCAGGCCAUCCAGCCUGUCGCAGAUGAAAGUGGCUGACAUCUUCCACCGCCUGGGGCCCCUGUCUGUAUUCUCAACCAAGAACCGGUGGCAGCUGGUGGGACCCCUCCACUUGACCCGAGGAGAGGGCGGCUUCGGCUUCACCCUCCGGGGAGACUCACCUGUCCUCAUUGCUGCUGUAGCUCCUGGGGGCCAGGCUGCGGCAGCUGGCCUGAAGGAGGGGGACUACAUCGUGUCAGUGAAUGGGCAGCCAUGCAAGUGGUGGAAGCACGCAGAGGUUGUGGCGCAGCUGAGGGCCGCGGGCGAGGCGGGUGUGAGCCUGCAGGUGGUGUCCCUGCUGCCUAACCCUGAGCCACGGGGCACGGGGGACCGCCGGCCAGCUCUGCUGGGCCCAGGGGGACUUCUGAAGAGCCAGAGAGAGUAUGGUGUCGAGAUACCAGCCCCUGUGCAUGCCAGCCCCCUGCCCCUCCUUGGCUGGAGCCGCAAGACCAACUGGUACAAGACAGGGGGGCGUCCCCAGCCCAGCACUGGUGGGGACUCUGGCACCUGUCCCUGAGACAGGCGGCCCCGUGCCCUCCAGGCAUCCAGGGGGCUAUGAAGGCCAGUGGCCAGGAGUGGCCUGUACAUUCUGUCCCCCACCUUCAAUGACCUUCAGGCUGUGCCUGUUCUGCUCAAGGCUGAGAUGCACAUUAAAGAUUAUGGUCAGACAA
This is a messenger RNA of Heterocephalus glaber (naked mole-rat), 2306 nucleotides long. It is a transcript of the gene Rhpn1, whose product is annotated as rhophilin Rho GTPase binding protein 1. The record is from RefSeq and is a predicted model, not a curated record. Gene Ontology annotation, molecular function: protein binding. Gene Ontology annotation, biological process: negative regulation of stress fiber assembly; signal transduction. NCBI's taxonomy places the organism in Eukaryota, Metazoa, Chordata, Mammalia, Rodentia, Bathyergidae.